Molecule: messenger RNA, 1245 nt
Organism: Carica papaya (papaya)
Lineage: Eukaryota; Viridiplantae; Streptophyta; Magnoliopsida; Brassicales; Caricaceae
Product: RING-H2 finger protein ATL29-like
Source: RefSeq, a predicted model, not a curated record
AUAAUAAUAGUAAAUAGAAAUAAUUGUGAGACAGACAUGAAUUCUUCUCACAAUGACUCGUUCCAUGGCCAUCAUCCCUACCGAACGCCAGCAACCAAAUCACCUUCCCAUGGACUUCCCUCCUUAUUUUUCUCUCUUCUUACAGUCCACCCAAAAUAUCUUCUUCUUUCAAUUCUCAUUAUAUUAUCUUCUUCUUCUUCUUUUCCAAUUCUCUCUUGUUCGUCUUCACCAGAAAUCUCCAGGCCGGAAUCCUCAUUUCUCCGGCCGCCGACCCUUUUCUUUUCCAUGUCGAAUUCAGCCAGCCCUCCUCAGCCCCAUUCUCCAGAUCAACCUUAUUCCCCGCCCAUCACCGUUCUCUUAGCCGUCUUUCUCCUAAUCUUCUUCUUUGUCGGAUUCUUCUCCAUCUAUUUCUGCAAGUGUUUUCUCGAGAACGCCGUUACCGCCUGGAAUAUCCGUCGCAGCUUAUCGGGAAGUCUAGUGCGCACCGCAAGUUCUCCCAUUAAUCCUGGUCUUGACCCCAAAGCAAUCCAAGCCUUCCCCUCUUUUCCGUACUCUUCCGUCAAAGAAUACCGCCGGGAGAAGUACGGCCUCGAAUGCGCUAUCUGUCUCUGCGAGUUCACAGACGACGAUAUGCUUCGACUUUUAACGACAUGCUACCAUGUAUUCCACCAAGAAUGUAUAGAUCUCUGGCUGGAAUCUCAUCGGACAUGCCCUGUUUGUCGCGGUGACCUAGAUUUACCUGUAGAUGAAAUUGGGAAAUCCCCUGUUUUCGUUCAUAGCAGUAGUAAUGGAAGCCAUCAGGAACAGAUCAGAGACGCCGUAGUGGAAGACGCAGUGUGUAUUACGAUCAGAGAUGAUGAAGAGAGGAGAGAAGAAGAAGAAAGGAAGUAUGAAGAGAGAUUUUCAAGAUCGCAUUCAACUGGACACUCGAUAGUUAGGAGUAGGGAGGAAGAAGAAGAGAAGUAUAGAUUGAGAUUGCCGGAGCACGUUCGGAUAAAAAUCACGAGAGGACAUAAUUCAACGGAAAGUUGUAUUACAUUUGGUGAAAAUUGUUCAGCUCCGAAGACCGCCGGUGGUUUUGCAGAGCUUUCAGGCGUUCAAAAUUCCGGCGACAAACUCUAACUCUCGUAACAUCUUUCGCCAGUUUAUUUUCUCUGUAUUCAGAUUAAACCAUAAAAAAUUUAACCUAGUAAUUAACUAAUUAACCAUAAAAUUAAUUAUAGAAGUUACUUUUCACCACUAACU